Molecule: messenger RNA, 1284 nt
Organism: Paralichthys olivaceus (Japanese flounder)
Lineage: Eukaryota; Metazoa; Chordata; Actinopteri; Pleuronectiformes; Paralichthyidae
Source: RefSeq, a predicted model, not a curated record
UGCAGACGCUGGAGAAUCCUGUCACACGGUUUUCACCAUACAUGUAGGCUGCAUGGACACGUUAGCAUCUGUACACAUUCAUCUCCCUGUAAACCAACCAUACCUACGCUGCUCUCAAAGUCCUCCCCAGAUCCUUCCAUCUCCUGGAGUGGUGCAAACCAUUGACUGUGUGUAAAGAUGAUCUCUGCUUCCUCCCAUUGUACAAAAAUGAAGCUCAACUCUGCUGUGGUGAUCGUGGUGUGGAGCUGUGGUAUCGAGGUCUUCUGAUUGGCUGGCGGUUUGUGGUGAAGUAUCUGACUGGCCAAUAGACUAUCAUCAAGUGCUCACUGGGUUAAUACGGAAACCCAUGGGGAACAUAUAUAAAACCCUGCACUGUGGGAGUGCUCAGCAGAUACAGUCUCAUCAUUUAAUUCUUUAUCAGCAGAAGAUUUGUUAUCUUAUGGGAGUCAUGAUAAUGCUGAAACUGUGGACUCUCCUUCUUGGCAACGCGCUGAUCAUUUGUCAGAUUUACAUCUCACAGGCAGCUCCAUCCAGAUCUGGCAAUGAGUUGAUGUCAGAUGGAGUCACACUAACUAACGAAGAUGCUCAAAGUUUUCUCAGAGCCUUCAAGGAGUUGAUGCAGAUAACUUCAGACGAGCAAGACCCCCGAGCAGCUGAUGGCAAUGUCACAGCACAGAAGCGAGGAUGCAACACAUCCACGUGUGUGACCCAUCGCUUGGCCGACCUGCUGAGUCGGUCGGGGGGACUCGGAUACAACAACUUUGUUCCCACCAAUGUGGGCGCCCAGGCAUUUGGCAGGCGGAAGCGUCACGGCCCUGUGUGAGCACAAUGGACUGAAAUCUUCCAUUGAGUGAAAAAACUGCAUCAUCAUCCACCAUUAAACUCAAGAAAUGUAGAAAAAAAUACCCUUCACAAACAUGGACUGAUGUAUUGCUGUCAGACAACUAGACAGAUGCCAGUUUUAAUUUGUAGUCUGUGCUUAGAAAAUUACUAACAUGUGUGUCAUUGUCGUUAACUGUAUCUUGGAAUAUAUUCUCUUCUGUUUAGAGAGAUGAUAAUUAAUUUAUUUGUCAUUUUCUUGUGCACUUCUGACCUAUCUCUACUGUACAGUGUGUGUAUGAAGUCUUUCUCUGUAAAUUUGUCAGUUAAACCUUCAACAACUGAGGCUGACCUGGGCCUUGAUGUAUAACUGUUCUUUCAUGAUAGUGCACAACGCAAGAAUGUCAAAUGUAGUAAUAUUUGUGAAUUGAAAGCAGGAAUAAAUUGUAUUUUAGCUACAUGAGG